UCCUUCUCAUCCGGGCUAUUGAAAGAAGAGAAGAUGACAAUGUUCUCUCCUGAGUUCAAAUUCGAGGCUUCCAAAGUCACCAGAAAUUCCUUGGACAACUGUUUUCUGUUUGAGAGCAGUUGGAGAAAAGCAGUUUUGGAAACACAGAAGAUGAGGAAGGCAUUUGGUCUAGAAGAGCCUAAAGAAUGUCUCAAAAUGCCAUAUUUACCAGAACUGCCAAGCUGCCCAAAGAGCUUAAGUUCAACUCCGCUAGAGAUCCAUAAGCACUUGCUACAUGCUGAGACUGAGAUCCCUCCCAUCAGGAUUAAGAAGACCAAAGAGUCAUGCAGCAUGACAGCACUUCAGGAGAAGUCCAAAGGCUCUGUCUUCAGUGACCCUUUCUCAGGAGCUCCCUCUCAGUUUCUGCAGAGACUGUCCCGAAUGGCCAUACUGGAAUACGACACUAUUCGCCAGGAAACACACAAGAAAUCACGGCGAGGCAAGAAGCGGGAUCUCCGAGACUGCUGAGGGUCGCGCACCAUGCACCACACACCAUGCACCAUGCACCACGCCAUGCUUCUCCCCUGCGCUGUAGUUCACAUUCGUCAUGUUUCUUUUUCUUUCUUUCAUUCUUUUUUGAUAUGCGAUAUGAUAGACAUACAAAUGGAAAUGUAAAUAGCAAAUAAAUAUUUUAUGUUAUA
Myodes glareolus (Bank vole) is the source of this 680-nucleotide messenger RNA. Lineage: Eukaryota; Metazoa; Chordata; Mammalia; Rodentia; Cricetidae. The record is from RefSeq and is a predicted model, not a curated record.